Molecule: messenger RNA, 960 nt
Organism: Rotaria sp. Silwood1
Lineage: Eukaryota; Metazoa; Rotifera; Eurotatoria; Philodinida; Philodinidae
Source: the annotation of a GenBank genome assembly
AUGGAUCAAACUGAUCGUUGCUGCCGUCUUUAUCAUGAUUGUUGUGCUGUUUCAUUUGAAUGUGAUCCAGAGACAUCUGAAUACGAGGCAAGUUUAUGGAAAGGCAAUGUCAAAUGUAUUGAUCAAGAAGGCACAUCCAUUGCAGCACCAGCUCAAUAUGUGCCUUUCCAGGUGCCACCACAACGUGCCAAUUAUACAAAGUCCAAAUGGAAUCAACAGGGAAUAACGGUUGCUCAUGAUCUUUUAAACAUACGGGGAAUAUUUAUUGAUCACAACGAUGAUCUUCAUGUGGUACAAAUGAGUGAAGAUAGUGUUCUCAAAUUCAGUUCAAACAAUGGAGGAACAGUAGCAGAUACCGAUGGUAAUCUGUUUAUUACGGAUUAUUAUAAUUAUCGAAGACAGAAAUGGUCUCCUAACAGUGAUCAAGGUGUAACCAUUGUUACCUUGAAUGGCUCUGUACCACGAUCAUUAUAUGUUGAUAAACAAGGAGACAUUUAUUUCUCGUAUUUAUCAUUAUCUAGUUUUUCAAAUUUUAGUCAGCUAACAAAAUAUCCACCAACAGACAAAACUUUUCUUAAACAUGAAGUGAAUAAUACAAAUGGAAUAUUCGUUGAUCAAUGUGGAACAGUCUACAUAGCUGAUGCAAGCUCUGGAACAGUUCAAAAGAUUUCAAAGGGCAAUUCAAAGGGUGUUGCUGUAGCAACUGGUUUAGCAGAUCCUUGGGAUGUUCAACUUGAUAAUUAUGGCAAUUUAUAUGUAGUUGAAUAUCACAGCAAUCGUGUUCAACGAAUGAGUAUACGUGACGGUACAAUGAAACCAAUAAUUAAUAAAUCCGGCGCAUUCGGAGGUGACAGUGAACGCUUGAAUUCUCCAAUGAGUUUAGCUUUUGAUUCCCAGUACAAUUUAUAUGUUACUGAUCAAGAAACAUUCAAGAAAUCUAUGGAUAUCGAAACCAAAUAA